AUGGCGAGAGGUGUUACAGAUCUUCAAUCCAAGAAACCACACAUCGUCGUUCUCGCCAGUCCUGGCAUGGGUCACGUGACGCCUCUCUUCGAGUUCGCUAAGCGUCUCGUCCUCCUCCAUGGCUGUCACGUGACCUUCCUCAACAUCACCACAGAAGCUUCCGUCGCCCAAACCCAGCUCCUCCACUCCCCCAACCUUCCUCCCGGCCUCUCCGUCGUCGACUUCCCUCCCGUCGAUCUCUCCGACAUGGUUGAUGACGACGCUUCACCUCUUACCCGUCUCUCUAUAAACGUACAACAAAAUUUGCUUUCCUUAAAAUCCAUACUCUUAGAGUUCCACAAGCCUCAAGCCGUCGUCAUCGACUUGUUCUGCACCCAAGCGUUUGAAAUCUGCAAGGAGCUUUCCAUCCCUGUCUUCAUGUUCUUCACUGCUUCCACUUACUUGCUUGCCUUUACCUUGUUGCUCCCACAGCUUGAUCGUGACGUGGCCGGCGAGUUUGUUGACCUUCCGGCGCCCGUUCAGGUUCCGGGGUGCUCUCCGGUUCGAACUCAAGACCUUAUUGAUCUUGUCGGGAACCGAAAGAGCGACAACUAUAAAUGGUUUCUGCAUCAUCUCAGCAGAGUUCCGAUGGCGGAUGGAGUGUUCUUGAACACGUGGGAAGAUCUCGAACCUGUACCAGUUCGAGCCAUCAGAGAGCAUGCUUUCUACAAGAAGAUACUCACAGCACCAGUUUACCCUAUCGGACCGGUGAUAAAGGAAUCCGAGCCGGUAACAGAAACCGGUGCUGAGUGUUUAACGUGGCUUGAUGAACAGCCAGAGCACUCGGUUCUCUUUAUUGCUCUUGGCAGUGGGGGAACUUUGUCUGCGGAGCAGCUCACGGAGUUAGCAUGGGGUCUCGAGCUGAGCGGGCAACGGUUCAUAUGGGUGGUUCGAGCCCCGAACGAUGCCAGUGCAACUGCUACGUUUUUCAACGUCGGUGGAGAUAAGAACGAUCCUAGAACGUAUCUAGCAGAAAGGUUCAUAGAGAGGACGAGAGGGAGGGGACUGGUAGUGCCGUCAUGGGCACCACAGCUGUCGGUGCUCCGACACAGGUCGACGGCGGCGUUUUUAUCUCACUGUGGGUGGAACUCGGUGCUGGAGAGUUUGUCUCACGGUGUGCCGAUCAUAGCAUGGCCGCUUUAUGCAGAGCAAAGGAUGAACGCAACGACAAUGGCAGAGGAAGUGGGGGUGGCGGUGAAAAUCGUGGCGGAGGAGACGGCGGGGAAGAGGGUGGUUGGGAGGGAGGAGGUAGAGAGGGCUGUGAGGAUGACGGUGGAAGGUGAAAAGGGGAAGGAGAUGAGACGCAAAGCGAGAGAGCUCAAACAAAGUGCUGCCAAAGCAUUGAGGAAUGAUGGGUCCUCCAAUGGCUAUGAGUCACUCGCCCGAGUUGUCAGCCAAUGGAAAGUCAACGGUAAAAUUUGACUUCGAAUUU
Molecule: messenger RNA, 1471 nt
Organism: Neltuma alba
Lineage: Eukaryota; Viridiplantae; Streptophyta; Magnoliopsida; Fabales; Fabaceae
Product: anthocyanidin 3-O-glucosyltransferase 5-like
Exons: 1
Coding region: 1-1461 (486 amino acids)
Molecular function (GO): UDP-glycosyltransferase activity
Source: RefSeq, a predicted model, not a curated record